Apus apus (common swift) is the source of this 3933-nucleotide messenger RNA. RefSeq names its product carboxyl-terminal PDZ ligand of neuronal nitric oxide synthase protein-like. Gene Ontology annotation, molecular function: nitric-oxide synthase binding. The transcript has 11 exons. NCBI's taxonomy places the organism in Eukaryota, Metazoa, Chordata, Aves, Apodiformes, Apodidae. Bases 102 to 2018 code for a protein of 638 amino acids. The record is from RefSeq and is a predicted model, not a curated record.
CCCGCAGCCCCGUUCCGCCGCCCCGGGCUCCGCGGGGCCGGGCGCUGCCGGCGGGGAUGCCCCGCGGGGCCGCGGGCUGAGGCGGCCGCCCGCCCGCCGCCAUGCCGGGGAAGAACCGGUACAACCUGGUGGACGAUGGCUGCGACUCCCGCGUCCCGCUGCACAAUGAGGAGGCCUUCCAGCACGGCAUCCACUUCCAGGCCAAGUACAUCGGCAGCUUGGACGUACCCAGGCCCAACAGCCGCGUGGAGAUUGUGGCAGCCAUGAGGAGGAUUCGGUACGAAUUCAAAGCCAAGAACAUUAAGAAGAAGAAGGUGAACAUCAUAGUGUCCGUGGACGGGGUGAAGGUGAUUCUGCGCAAGAAGCAGAAGAGAAAGGAGUGGACCUGGGAUGAGAGUAAGAUGGUGGUGAUGCACGAUCCUGUGUACAGAAUCUUCUACGUGUCUCACGACUCACAAGACCUGAAAAUAUUUAGUUACAUCGCAAGGGACGGCGCCAACAACUCCUUCAGGUGCAACGUCUUCAAAUCCAAGAAGAAGAGCCAGGCGAUGCGGGUGGUGCGCACGGUGGGCCAGGCCUUCGAGGUGUGUCACAAGCUGAGCCUGCAGCACGCCCUGCAGGGCGCCGACGGGCAGGCGGACGGCGCCAGCGACAGGUCGGCUGAGGAGCAGCCGCUGGAAGUUCACCAGAUACAGGGCUCCAAGAUCACAGGGACAGAUGAGGUUGGCAUCGACUCUGAUGGCAUCUGCGUGUCUGAGAGGGCACCUGGAGAGCUGCCCACUGCCAGGGGCGACCUCAGCAUGCCGAAACCUGGGCAAGCCUCAAAAGAUAAGAACUGCCAGGAUGCCGAGAACUUCUCCCUCCACUUGGCCAGCUCCCAGCAGCUGCUCAGCCCGAGCAGUCCCUGCUCCUCAGCCUCCAUCACCCCACUGGCCUCCCAGCACUGCCUCCAGCUGCUCCAGCAGCAGCUCCUCCAGCAGCAGCAGCAGACACAGGUGGCCGUGGCCCAGGUCCAGCUGCUGAAGGACCAACUGGCGGCCGAAACGGCGGCGCGGAUCGAGGCGCAGGCCCGAGUGCGGCAGCUGCUGCUGACCAACCGCGACCUGCUGCAGCACGUCUCCCUGCUGGUGCGGCAGCUGACCGUGCUGGAAGCGCGGGAGCAGCGUCGGCAGCCGGUUGACCGCUCCUUGCAAAACCUGUCCCUGGCUCAGUCCCUGUCCCUGAACCUGAAGAACCACUACAGCUUGGAUGUCCACCUGCCAUCCACCUCCACCCCCGCCAGCAUCCUGGGAAGCCCCGUGGCCCCCGGAUCGCUGCCAGCCCUGGGUCCUGGGGACUCCUACCUCAACCUGGUCAGCCUGGAGAGGGGCAGCCACCGCUGCAGCAGCAAGGAGGGGGACGAGUGCCUGGCUGUGCUGGAGGGGCAGGAUGGGCUCGGCCGGCGCGUGGAGGGCUCCGAGGUCAGCGAGUUCACUCUGCUCAACGGGAGCAGCCAGCAGAAGGCAGACGACGUGGACAGAGGGGAUGAGGACAGGCAGCAGCAGCCCAUUCCUAAGCUCAACCCACCGCCGCCCAUCCUACGCAAAAGGUCGAGCAAGACCUCCCCGAGCCUGGAGGUGAAGCCUGAGAGCACUGCCCACGUGAGCCUGCCCAGCACCAGCAUCUCCAGCCUCACCAGCAUCACCGCCAGCUCGCUCACACUCUUGGACUCCGAGGCAAGGACUCCUGCACAGAGCACUGCCUCCAGCACCCAGCCCAUCCCUGCUGGGACCUGCCAGCACACUCUGGGCAAGGACAGGACUGGAGAGAGUGGGCAGAUGUUCCCUCUGGCCAGCAUCCAUGACCCUGCAGCUGGUGAGGCCCUGGCCAAGGACUUGGCUGCCCUGGCCAGCCCCAUGGACAGCACGCUGCCCUUCUCCCCUGCUGAUGACACCUGCUUACACAUCAGUUUCUCAGAAGAUGAGCUGCUUGAACCAGAGUUGGAUGCUGCCAUGGGGACCAGGAGGGUCCCCUCUUAGUGGGACAGCAGAAGGUUGCAGCUGGCUGGCAGGCAGUUCCAGCAGCUCUGUCCAUGCUGCUUCACCAGCCCAUGCUGGGGUUGGAGUCCCCUGUGCCCAGGCUGGGAGGCAGGUCCCAUUCCUGUCCCCAUCCCAUGCCAUGUACAGGGCAUGCAGGAUGCAACCAGGCCAGCCCCUGCCCUCAGCUGCACCAGCUCACACUGCCUUCCUGCUGCCUGUCCUGCCUGGCAGUGACACUUCUCACAUUUGUCACUACAUCCCUGCUGCCAGCCCUGCACCAGCCCUCCUGCAGCAGACAGGGACCACCCCCAGCCCUGGCAGGGUGUCUGCCAUCACCAUCACCUGCCAGGCAGCUCAGGAGGACAAGAAGCUGCUAAUGACACUGCAGGAGGUCAGGACGCAUCGGAUGGGGAUGGCACUGGUGUGACUUGCUCUGGGGACAUUCCCACCCAGCCAGCAUUCCCCAUGGGAUGCUCCAUGGCAGAAACAUCCCUGAGAGCAGAGCAACAGGAGCCCCCAAGCACAGCUGUGGGCACCUGGACACAAAGCUGCUGCCACCAGCCCAGUCCCUCAGGGUGAGCAGGACUCUGGCACAGCUGUGGUGCUGCCCCCCCGCCCAGCUCCCCGAGCUGUGUGCCAGGCUGUCACCACACUGCCACAGGUCAGGUCUCUCCAGGGCAACAGGUGUCCACCAGCACCACACUGCAUCCAGACCAGCCCUGCUUUUGGGGACAGCAGCACCACCACCAUGUCCCCACACUGUGAAGCCACCACUGCCAUCCCCCACAGGUGCCUUUUCCUGCACCCCAGCACCCACUGCCCUCCCAGGCUGGGGCUACCCCCACAAGGUCACUAAAGGGGUGCAGGGCUGGCCUGUGUCUUGGGGUCAGGGUGGAGAACCCCCUGUGCCACUGGUGGCUGCAGGCAGGAGGCUGCUCUGUCAUGCUGAUUUUAGGACACAAUGGCGUGUUUUGGGUUGGGUGUCAGAAGUGUGAGUGGUUGAGUUAAUGUUUCAGGAAGAAGCUCAGCUCUAGGUAAAGGGCUGAGGCUUGGGGAGGGACCCGAGGCAACGCUUCUCGCUUCUCGGUUGUUUGCAAGAGGGUGUUGGGAAAGUGUUGGAAGGUUGGAGAUGAGGAAGUGUCAAGGAGAAAUGGAGAAUCCGAGCCUGUUCCUGGCACAGCUCUGCUCCCACGGGAGAGACGGGAGUGACAGGAGAUGCACCCCGAGCCAGCACAGCCAUGGUGACCAGGCCUGGGGGCUGGUAAAGCUGUGGCUGGGCUGCCCUGUAGCAUGGUAGAGACUGACCAGCCCAUCCGUGGGCAUGAAGGUCACAGCAGUUUGGUAACUAACUUUUAAAGAAAAAAAAAAAUAAAGGUGUCCAAUUUGCAGAACAAGUGGUGUGGUCUCUGCUGCACCAGGCCCCUCUCACAGGGAGUCCCAAACCGCUGUCCCCAGGGGCAGACUGGGGACCCUCAGGUGUUGCCAAAGCCACGAGAUUCCUGCUGGGAAUCCAGGCUGCUCUGAGCCACCAGGCUGCUCCUUGCCCAGCCACAGCCCUGCCUGCUCAUUUCCAAAUGCCCCAUUUCCAAAGCAAACCCCCCAUUGUGCUGCACAGCACCAAAUGCUGCUGCCCCCUCUGGGAUGUGCAACUGCUGGGCAGGAGUCCGGUCCUCACGCACACACUUUGCCCUUUCCUGCCCCCAGAAUAAAUCCUGGCCAUCAAACCAAGCCCAGCCCAGGCACACAGGGUGGGGACCAUCACAGAAGGAGGAAGGAGACUGCAGGCAGUAAAGCCCAGUGCUGCCAGGUGGGAUGGGGCAGGAUGGGACCAGUCUGAGCUCCCCAGGCUACUCACGGCUGAGACAGACAAGAGCACCCUGUGCUCCACAGCACCCUGGCUCCCUGAGGAGGGGAG